AAUGAAUCCAAAUACACCUUUCAAUGAACGCUUCCAUAAGAUUCAAGAGAAAUUGAAUUCUAUUCCAUUAUAACAUGAUCAAUCAAAGGCUCAUAGAAUUGAUACAAUAUGUGGAAGAAUAACAGCAGUAGAGGAGAGAACUCAAGACACAAUUACAUCUUAUAAUAGAAAGCUUGUAAGUUUAUGAAAUAUAAAUCAUUUUAGCACUCAUUAAAGGAUGAGAUAGUUCGUUUGUAGAAAUAAAUUGAGGAGGAAAAUAAUGCAUUUGAAACUCAAUUUGAACAAAGAGUAAGAGAAAUAGCAGCAUUUGAAAGUCGCAUAACUACUAAAUUAGAAUAGGAAAUAGCAUUAAGAAGAGAUGGUAAUCUAAAAUUAUAAGGAUAUUUGGAUGAGAAGGUAUUGAAUAAAUAAUAAUAAUUUAUUAGGUUGUUUACUUGAAAUCUGAUAUUUAAACUGAAGGAAAGAUCAGAUAAGAAUAGAUAGAGAACAUUACUACAUCUUUAGAGAAUGAUCUACCAAAAUUAUAUGAAAUGGUGAAAACAGAAGGAUAAGAUAGAGAAGACAAUGAUAAUGGAACUUUGAGAAGAGCAGGUGAUGAAAUACGUCGUCUUAAUGAAGGUUUAGGAAAUUAAAAGAAAUUGAGGUAUUUAUUUGAUUAGAGCAUAUUGUUAGAGAGGAAUCGGAAACAGCAAUAUUUGAGAUGCUUAAGGAUCUAGUAUCAAGAGUAAAGAGUGAAAUUGAAGAAGAGAAGAAACUUAGAGAAGAAUCUCAAGAAUCAUUAUUAGGUUUACUAGAAGAUGCAGCAAAUAAAAUUUACAGAGCAGCAAAAGAUUGA
This is a messenger RNA of Paramecium pentaurelia, 835 nucleotides long. Lineage: Eukaryota; Ciliophora; Oligohymenophorea; Peniculida; Parameciidae. The record is from the annotation of a GenBank genome assembly.